CUGGACUACAAUCGGACACUGGGUUUAACGCACAUAAAGCGCAGCAAACCCAUAAUAAAAGUUUACAUGGGUGGCGUUAGUUGUGAUAAUCAAAUUUCCAACAGAUUCUAGCUUCAGUAAUGUGACUUUGUAGUGCAGACCGCCGGUGAAACGCACAGGCUCCAACGCAGCGGAGAGAUGGUUUUAGAUGCAUCUCGCCCUGUGGUGGGGAGAUAGGCUUUCCGCUACCUUCUUCAGCGCAUGUCAUUGGAGACUUAAUUAAAUAGACGGCAGUUCAGUGAGAGUGGACGGUUUGCUGAGUUGAUUUGACGCAUUCAAACAGCUUCGAACACUCAAGAUGCAUGUCCGUCUCUAUUGGAUUAUUUUCGUGACGUCUUUGGCUCCAUCUGAUCUGUCGAGUCUGCACCCAGACUGCGAGUAUAUAUUACAGCUGGAGCGAGAGGAGCGGCAUUGUCUUCAAUACAUCACAGAGCACGACAACAACCACAGUACACUAGGUUGUCUACCGUUCUGGGACUCUGUGGUGUGCUGGCCAUAUGCUGCGGUUGGGGAGAUGAUCAACACAACCUGUCCUGCUGUCUUCUCUUUUUGGGGGAAUAACACAGGUGCAGUCAGCAGAAACUGCACCAGCAUUGGAUGGUCGCGACCCUUCCCCCCGUACCACACAGCCUGUAGUGGGGACGACGACGUUCACAUUCCAGAGGACUCCUACUUUGCCACUGUCAAGCUGAUCUACACCAUCGGCUACGGCACCUCCCUGGUCUUCCUCUCCAUCGCCGUGGUGAUCCUGUUGCUCUUCAGGAGGCUUCACUGUGCCAGGAACUAUAUUCACAUCCAGCUGUUUGUCACCUUCAUGCUGAAGGCGGUGGCUGUGUUCAUCAAGGACGCCACACUAUUCGCCAGCGACGACACCAACCACUGCACCCUCUCCACCGCAGCCUGUAAGGCAUCAGUGGCCUUCUGUCACUACUGUGUCAUGACUAACUUCUUCUGGCUCCUGGUUGAGGCCCUCUACCUCAACUCACUGCUCCUCUCCUCCUUCCACCACUACCGCCGCUGCCUCUGGGGCUUUGGCCUGCUGGGCUGGGGUGUACCCAUCGUCUUCACAGUCAUAUGGAUUGGGUCCAGGGUGUAUUUUGAGGAUACUGAGUGA
Molecule: messenger RNA, 1153 nt
Organism: Salmo salar (Atlantic salmon)
Lineage: Eukaryota; Metazoa; Chordata; Actinopteri; Salmoniformes; Salmonidae
Source: RefSeq, a predicted model, not a curated record